GUCGACGGCGCCGGGGCCGAGGAGAGUCGGCGGCGCAGGCCCGGCGCGGAGCCGCGGUGUCGCAGUGACUGGGGCCGCGGCGGCCGAGCCCAGGCGCCGGGCGAGGCCUGAGCCGCCGAGUCGUGGCUGGGCGGAAUGGCGGCUGGGCCGGGGUACUCGUGGGCGGAGGGCGCCGGGGGCGGGAGGGGAGCGCGCGGCCCGGCCCUGAGUCACCCCGGCCGGUUCGGGCCUGGCCGGGCCGCGGCCCCGGUCGCGGGCACGGGGCGGCCAGGCCCGGACUACGCACUGGGAAAAAGCCCGAUUCAUGGCGCCCGCCCCUUUCCCAGCGCAACCGGGCUCGGACCGCGGAGCCGGGCCGGCGGGCGGCCUCGGGUGGCCGGGCGUGCGAACCUCGCCUCUCCUCGGGCGGCGACCCCCGCGGGGCGCCCGGACCCGUGCCCUCUCUCCCUCGCCCCCUCGGGAUCACUUCUCCCCCGAGCGUCGCUUGCCCCGGACUCGUUCUCUCAAGUAAAGUACUGGGCUCGCGCGCUGAAGGAGCCGCGGAGCCGGGCUCUCUGCUUUCCGGUUUCCUGCCCGCGGCUCCCGGGUUCCUCGCCCGCAUUGUUGCGACUGUGCGGGGCGCUAUUACUGGGUAAUAGUCGCCCCUUUGCCCUGUUCUCUUGGGGGAGCGGGCCGGGGAGGCGCGCAGGGAUGCCAGUGCGGCGGCCGGACGGGGCCCCCCGGCGCCGGCCGAGCGCCCGCGAGUCGGGCCCGGCCUGCUCCGCCGCCUUGGCGCGCCCCCGGUCCCGCGCCCGGCGGGAGCGCGCGCUGACCCCGCAGGUAACCAGGGCGACGGCCGCCGCCCGCGUGCAGGGGUCGCCCCGCGCACCCCUGCCUCCGCCCGGGUGUGCUGUAGGCCAAGUGCUGGUUCGGGGAGAAACGAUUGGUGAGCAUUUCUUGAGACUAAUCCUCCAAAGUUCGGGGUUUUCUCCCUUUAACGAGCUCUCUGCCAAAAAUAGGAUCCUCUUUUCCGAUUGGAUCCCUGUUGUUGCUCAUAGUUCGCAGUUGGGGUUAGUGGUGAGGGUGCAAAUGGGGAAUUGCAGUUAACUCAGGUAUUUAUUUGCUCUGUGUAAUUGCCCUUCCCCGUAGGGGCAUUAAAACAGUCCAAGUUAGGAGUGGAGUAGUCUCUCAGUUUUGGAAAUGCACUCGUCGGAGUCACAGAAGGGAACUAAAUUCACUUUACGGCCCCAGCUUCUAGGACCUCGGCAUAUCUUAACACGCUGCAAAAGCGUGUGCAGUUGUAAGGUUAACACUUCAUUUUGUGGCCACUCUAUCUACCCAAUUUUCCGAAAUCCUGGAGCGUUUGUGGGUUGUGUAGCAAAAUGGGGAAUGUUGUUUAAAAAGCAGCAAUAUUUCGUCUAAAAAAAAUUGGAUAUGACGUUUUCUUGAUCUAAGUGUUCUUGGAUAUUAGAAAAAAACUUACUUCAACGUUCUAUUUGUUGCUUUCCAUGGGCAUCGCAUUUCAAAUUCCGAAGCAUGCGAACAGACUGGCUUGCUUUAACUCUAUUAUGCCCGUUUUUGGAGGUUUCGAGACAGAGUGCUUAUUAAGCUGGAGAGGGGUGGCUGAAAUACUGUCUAAAAAUAUUUAACUUUUUUUGUCAUUGGAGUCAUCUUUUAAAAACUUACGUUACAAAAAUCCCCACAAAAACCAAAAAACACCUUUAGCUGUAGUAGUAGGGUUUCUCACCGAUUUGUAGUAUCCUCUGUGUCUUAGGGCCACCGGCUCAGGUCCUUGCUGGUACACCCCCUUUUUUUACCGCCCACCACCUCGGGGAACUAACAGCCCAGUGAAUGCCUGGGCUGAUUCUGCAGUUUGCUUAGAUAUUACCGCCCGGUCGACUCCUUUGCCUGUUGCUGAAUAUUACCUUGUAGAGAUAAUUAACUUAGUCUGGGUUGCCAGUGCAGCCUUACUUCCCAUACUUUUCUGACUGAAUUGCUUGAAGGCAGGAGAUACUUCUUCUGUAUUUUUGCAUCCCCAAAGUAAAUAGCAUAGAACUUUGUCAUGGGUACCUCAGUUGUUUUUUGAGUGAAUAAAUUUGGAAUAAUUCUAUCUUACACCGAGUGUUUGACCACCUCCGAUUUUGGCUACAGAAGCAGUCACUGCACUUCCAUUGCGUAAGAAAGCAAGCUUAAUUAUAAUUGUUAUUACAGCACCCCAGAAACUAACACAGUGCCCCGACAGAAAAACUGCGCAGGUUUUCUUCAGCUAUGGCAAUCCAGGAAAGUGCCAAGAAAACAAGUUGUGAACCUUUAAUUUGCUUUUUUUGUUGUUUCAAAGCUAGUUUUAGGGUAGAUUUCUAAAAUCUGUGUGUGUGUUUUUAAACAAGAUUGAGGUCUUUCCCCUCAGGUUAAAUGUUUCAGCCUUACCUUUGAAGUGAAAUCGUUUGGUGAGUUAAGGCUCUUCCCUGUUGGAGAGAUGAUGCAAAUGCAGUGGUGGUAAUAGAGCCCGAGUGACCUUUCUCACAGGAGAGACCUUUCUUGGGUCCUUGAGGGCCUUUUAUCAGAAGUUCACACCCAGUUUUCCCAGCAGGCAUAGUAUGCCUUUCUUUCAGCAAGGAAAGGUCAAAGGAAUGUGGUUUAGAUUGAGGAGUAGUUACUUGCCAUCCUUCAAGUUGAAAAUUAGGGCCCCCCAAAACACAGGAGCGUGUUUGUGUUUUAUUCCUCGCUGUUUCAGCCCUGCAUAGGUUCCAAGGCCAUGGGCUUUCUACCUCAGCAGUUGAGUCUGGAAUAAGAUGUCUUUUGGGGACCAUUGGCUGAAUUUUGGGCUUGUCUUUCAGGUAUAGAAGAUGUUGCUUGGGAGAGAAGACAUGGGAUCUGGUUUGAACUUAACUUUGCUGAGCCUCUAUUUCCUCAUUUAUAAAGUGAGAUGGUUUUCAGUUGACUCUUAAGUUUUCUUCAGGCCCUCAAAGUCUGGGUUCUGUGCGAAUGCCAUAGCUUCUAACGUUAACAACAUUUGAGGAACCAUCCUGUAAAGCGUAAUCUUAUUCGUGUUUGAGAGGCAGGGUUGUGAAGCCUAGGCUUGUUGGUCAUUUAAAUGUUUUCCCUUGGGACUCUGGGAUCAAGUGAGCAGAGUCUCCUGGCAGCUUCCCCAUCACUGCAGCGCCUGUUCCCAGAAUUGGCUUUGCUGCCCUUUCCUCAUGCUCUCCCGCGGUCUCGAGUAUUGUGUCCCCUUCCUGUCGCCCGACAGACUCCUGCUGCUUUGGAAAGGCUCCUCUCAGGUCCUGAUGCUCCAUCCGGGGUGGGAGCCUUCCCUGCGGUCCCGUGAGGCCCCACCCGGGUCACUGUCCUAGCAGUUAACCCUGGACUAGACUCGUGGUUCCUUUGGAAUAGACAGACCUCCUGUAGGGCCGAGACCUUGUGACGGGCAGGUGUCCCUGUGCCGUUGCGCUACCUGCUGCAACUCAUGAAACUCACACUUUGUUCACGAUCAUCGACCCACUUAAAAUCUUGAUCGGGCCCCGCAGAGUGUGGUGCUGUUGUUCAGUCCUCUGACGGCGUCGAGGAAGCGGCUGAGGCUUUGGGUGGUUAAGAUCAGGCCUCGUGAGUGGUGAGGCCUGGGUUAAAACAUGACAGGGAGACUCCAGGGCUCCAGCUUUUAACGGGAUGCUCCCAAAGUGUCUAAUUUAUAUGAAGGUGGAAGAGGAGAAGAGAGCAAAGUUGAAAUGCUUUCAAGAUUGGUAUCUUAUCAUUGAUAAUUAGGACCGAAUUCAUUAUGCAGAACUGGGUUGCCUACCAAGAAUGAGCUUAUUCUUCUCGGUCUUUUAGUAACUGGGGGACAUUGAAGGGGAGUAAUUGGGCACUGAUGGGAUAGAAAGGAGCAGUUCUGGAACUUCGGGACUAUUGUUAAGUUGGUGUGAUGUGACUCACUGGCCUUAAAUUUAUGAAACCAUUUAAGACUGUUCAUAUCUAACAAGCUACGAUUUUUAAAAAAGGCCUAUGUCAGAAAAUACUUUGGAAAACAGAUUGUAUGAAAUGUGUGCUUAAAAUGUGUAUGUACUAGUGAAAAUAUUUAUAAAGUAGUAAAGAUGGUUGUAAUUUUAGGAUGAUGAACUUGUGUGUUUUUAAAAUAUCCCCCCCACCCAAGUUUUUAUCUUUUUAAUAAAUUUAUUUAUUUAUUUAUGGCUGCGUUGGGUCUUCAUUGCG
Molecule: messenger RNA, 4182 nt
Organism: Aethalodelphis obliquidens (Pacific white-sided dolphin)
Lineage: Eukaryota; Metazoa; Chordata; Mammalia; Artiodactyla; Delphinidae
Product: translation initiation factor IF-2-like
Exons: 2
Coding region: 136-1086 (316 amino acids)
Source: RefSeq, a predicted model, not a curated record